AUGUAUCAAGAAAUUCUGGACCAUAUCGAUUUUUCUCAAACAUCUUUUUGGAUUUCUUUCGCUUCCAUAACUUUUAAUCCACUCUUUUGGAAUAUUGCCGCGAGAAAAGAACAUAAAACGAGAGUAAUAUCUCGUUUCGUUGGUGGAAAUCCUUAUGUUGGUUGUUAUUGUUUAGCAUUAAUGAUUUUUUCUCUUGGAAUUUUUAGGGAUUUCUUAUACAAAAAAGCAAUCGAAGAUCAACCAACCUUUCCUUCUUUAAAUAAUGAUUAUUCAAAAGGGUUAGCUUUGGUCUUAUUCUUUACUGGAAAUAUUUUUGUAUUAUCAUCAAUGUACGUGUUAGGUGUUACGGGAACCUAUCUUGGUGAUUAUUUUGGAAUUUUAAUGAGUGAAAGAGUUACAUCUUUUCCUUUUAAUGUUCUUGAAAAUCCCAUGUACUAUGGCUCUUCAAUGGUAUUUUUAUCUACUGCUUUAUGGUAUGCUAGUCCUGCCGGGAUGCUUUUGACUAUCUGGGCUUUUGUACUUUACUUAAUUGCACUAAAAUAUGAAGGACCAUUCACUUCGAUGAUUUACGCACAACAUGAAGAGAAAGUUAAACAACGAAAAAAAGAGUAG
Messenger RNA from Funneliformis caledonium, 612 nucleotides. The record is from the annotation of a GenBank genome assembly. NCBI's taxonomy places the organism in Eukaryota, Fungi, Glomeromycota, Glomeromycetes, Glomerales, Glomeraceae.